Manacus vitellinus (golden-collared manakin) is the source of this 1947-nucleotide messenger RNA. It is a transcript of the gene PHYHD1, whose product is annotated as phytanoyl-CoA dioxygenase domain containing 1. Bases 542 to 1324 code for a protein of 260 amino acids. The record is from RefSeq and is a predicted model, not a curated record. The transcript has 11 exons. NCBI's taxonomy places the organism in Eukaryota, Metazoa, Chordata, Aves, Passeriformes, Pipridae.
GGGUGGCAUCGUGGAGGUGCUGGGGUCUGGGGAGCUUCUGUCCCGAUGGCCUCUGUAAGCCAGGAUCAGAUCCAGAAGGUAAGGAGCUGCUCUCCGGGGAGGGAGCGUGUCCCCAGUGCAGUGACACUGCUUGUAAUAGUCACUGCUACUUAACCUGGCCCUGAAAUCUGCUUUACAAACACUUUAUAUUCCCCCCAGCUUCUUGUAUUACGUUAAUUUUGAGUGUGUGAGUGUCAUGCCGACAAACUCUUCCAGAGGGCAAUGUGUCCUGCAGAGCUCUUGGAGGAAUUUCCCCUGUGCCCCUCUGUCUGUGCUGCUCAGCUCUCAGCUCUGAACUGGCAAAGGAUAAUCUCCAGGGUAUUCUAUAUAAAGAAACUGUAGUGCCCAACAGAGUUCACUUCAUUUCGUAAGGGAUUGUGUAGUCAGCCGUGACAAAUCACCCAGGGAUUUUUUCCUGAGAGAAAACAACGCCUUCCAGCUGUUCCACAGGGACGGCUUCCUUGUCCUGGAGGGGUUUUGCAGCACAGAGGAGUGUGACAGCAUGAGGAGCCAGAUCCAGGGAAUCAUCGAGGGGAUGGAAGUGCCCCCACACUGCCGCACAGAGUUCUCCACCAGGGAGGAGGAGCAGCUCCAGACACAGGGUAGCUCGGAUUAUUUCCUAACCAGUGGAGACAAGAUUAGAUUCUUCUUUGAGAAAGGUGUUUUGGACAAGAAAGGCAACUUUCUAAUUCCAAAGGAGAAGUCCAUCAGCAAGAUUGGCCAUGCUCUACAUGCUUAUGAUCCUGUCUUCAAGCAAAUCACCCACUCCUCCAAGGUGCAGGAAUUGGGAAGAAAACUAGGCCUUGAGAGACCAGUAGUUGUGCAAAGCAUGUAUAUCUUCAAGCAACCUGGCAUUGGUGGUGAAGUGACACCUCACCAGGAUGCCACCUUCCUGCACACGGAGCCUCUGGGCAGGAUCCUGGGCUUCUGGAUUGCCCUGGAAGAUGCCACACAGGAGAAUGGCUGCCUGUGGUUCAUCCCUGGCUCUCACACCAAUGGAAUUACCCGGAGGAUGGUUCGUGCACCUUCAGGUGCCUCAACAUGUGUGGAGUUUGUAGGGUCAGAGCCAGCCUAUGAUGACAGUCAGUUCAUCCCUCUGCCCAUAAAGAAAGGUGGACUCAUCCUCAUCCAUGGGGAAGUUGUCCAUAAGAGUGAACUGAACAGCUCGGAGUCCUCUCGCCACACGUUCACCUUCCACGUGAUGGAGGCCAAGGGCACCACCUGGAGCAAGGAGAACUGGCUCCAGCCAACUCCUGAACUGCCUUUUCCAUCGCUCUACACUUGAAGUCAGUGACUGGCUUCUGGAGUCAAUAGCUGAUCAAUAUUCCUGAUUGUUCCUUCAUGUUCCCCUUAAACACGACCUUCCCUUAUGGCAGCUCUCGAGGUUAAUUCAUCCUGGGAACAAGGACUUUUGUCACAGCCCAACACGCCUGCAGGAGACAGAACCUCCUGCUGCAGCAGGAGCCCUGUAGUGUGAGAGUAGCCACCCAGUCCUUUCAGUAAGGAAACCUCUUCAGUCUUGAGAACAGACCAGUAAAGACCACUGCACCUUGACUGGGACCAGUUAAGAAGUAUUUCUUCUUGCAGAUUCAGUUUAAGAGCUUAAGUGCAUUUCUUGGUUGUGCAGGUGAAUGUGUCAUGGGAAGAAGGUUGACUUUCACCCUUAGGUCUCUGCCCUGUUGUUGGAGUAACAGUGAUUUAAAACAGCCCUGUUGUGGGCAAAAUAAAGCAGGAACUCUGCUUUUUAUAAUCAAUUUUCUAAGUAUUCCCCAGCAAACUGUGGUUGAGUGUUUUAUCUCUGGGUGUGUUGAUUAAAAAUAUGACAGUUCUUAAAGAUUUAUGUUGAAAUGGUGGGAGCAAAGAACCUCAAUCCAACUCCUUGCACUUAAUAAAAGAAUAGAAAUUCUC